Messenger RNA from Staurois parvus, 2826 nucleotides. The record is from the annotation of a GenBank genome assembly. Lineage: Eukaryota; Metazoa; Chordata; Amphibia; Anura; Ranidae.
AUGAACAAGAAGAAAGAAACCGUUCCUGGGCAUGCCGGCCCCGCUGGGAUAUGUGCCGGGACUGGGGAGAGGUGCCACAGGUUUCACCACUCGUUCUGAUAUUGGUCCGGCCCGUGAUGCCAAUGAUCCAGUGGACGAUCGCCAUGCCCCACCAGGAAAAAGGACAGUUGGGGACCAGAUGAAAAAGAAUCAGGCUGAUGAUGACGAUGAAGAUUUGAAUGACACCAAUUAUGAUGAGUUUAAUGGCUAUGCUGGUAGUUUGUUCUCCAGCGGCCCAUACGAGAAGGAUGAUGAAGAGGCGGACGCCAUCUAUGCUGCACUGGACAAAAGAAUGGAUGAAAGACGGAAAGAGAGAAGAGAACAGAGAGAGAAAGAGGAAAUUGAAAAAUAUCGUAUGGAGAGACCCAAAAUCCAGCAGCAGUUUUCGGAUUUAAAGAGGAAAUUAGCUGAAGUGACAGAGGAAGAGUGGCUGAGCAUCCCUGAGGUUGGCGACGCCCGGAAUAAGCGCCAACGAAAUCCUCGCCAUGAGAAACUCACUCCAGUCCCCGACAGUUUCUUUGCCAAACAUUUGCAGACGGGGGAGAACCACUCAACUGUUGAUCCACGACAGACGCAAUUUGGGGGGUUGAACACCCCUUUCCCAGGUGGCCUGAACACCCCGUACCCAGGAGGAAUGACACCAGGCCUAAUGACACCCGGCUCUGGAGAACUGGACAUGAGGAAAAUCGGACAGGCCAGAAAUACCCUGAUGGACAUGAGGCUGAGCCAGGUGUCAGACUCUGUGAGUGGCCAAACUGUGGUUGAUCCCAAAGGUUACCUGACUGAUCUGAACUCUAUGAUCCCUACCCACGGAGGAGACAUCAAUGAUAUUAAGAAAGCUCGUCUGCUGCUGAAGUCUGUGCGAGAAACCAACCCUCACCACCCACCUGCCUGGAUUGCGUCUGCCCGUCUGGAAGAAGUUACUGGCAAGCUACAAGUCGCUCGCAAUCUCAUCAUGAAAGGAACAGAAAUGUGUCCCAAGAGUGAAGACGUAUGGCUGGAAGCAGCCCGUCUCCAGCCAGGAGACACAGCAAAGGCUGUGGUGGCCCAGGCCAUUUGUCACCUUCCACAGUCUGUCCGUAUCUAUAUCCGAGCUGCUGAGCUGGAAACUGACCUUCGAGCCAAAAAGCGGGUGCUGCGGAAAGCUCUGGAGCAUGUUCCAAACUCAGUCCGCCUGUGGAAGGCUGCUGUGGAACUGGAGGAGCCUGAGGACGCCAGGAUCAUGCUGAGCCGUGCUGUGGAAUGCUGCCCCACUAGUGUAGAGUUAUGGUUGGCUUUGGCCAGGUUGGAGACCUAUGAGAAUGCCCGUAAAGUCUUGAACAAGGCUCGAGAGAAUAUCCCUACUGACAGACACAUCUGGAUCACAGCCGCCAAACUGGAGGAGGCCAAUGGAAACACACAGAUGGUGGAAAAGAUCGUGGACAGAGCUAUCACUUCUCUGAGAGCCAAUGGAGUAGAAAUCAACCGAGAACAGUGGAUACAGGAUGCAGAGGAGUGUGACAAAGCUGGCAGCGAGUGGUAACGUGCCAAGCCGUUAUCAGGGCCGUCAUUGGAAUUGGCAUAGAAGAGGAGGACAGGAAGCACACGUGGAUGGAGGAUGCGGAAAGUUGUGUAUCUCAUGGUGCACUGGAGUGUGCCCGGGCCAUCUAUGCAUACGCCCUGCAGGUGUUCCCUAUGAAGAAGAGCGUGUGGCUGCGGGCUGCCUAUUUUGAGAAGAAUCAUGGAACAAGGGAGUCCCUGGAGACCCUCCUGCAGAGAGCUGUCGCCCAUUGUCCAAAGGCCGAGGUUCUGUGGCUGAUGGGGGCCAAGUCUAAAUGGCUUGCAGGUGAUGUGCCAGCUGCUAGGAGUAUCCUCGCUCUUGCCUUCCAGGCCAACCCGAACAGCGAGGAGAUUUGGCUGGCUGCCGUGAAAUUGGAAUCUGAAAAUAAUGAAUAUGAGAGAGCCCGAAGGCUGCUGGCAAAGGCUAGAAGUAGUGCUCCCACCGCCAGGGUGUUCAUGAAAUCAGUCAAGCUGGAGUGGGUGCUGGGGAAAGAUGAUGCCGCGCUGGAACUGUGUGAAGAGGCGUUGCGUCACUAUGAGGAUUUCCCAAAACUCUGGAUGAUGAUGGGGCAAAUCGAGGAGCAGAGACAGCAGGUGGAGAAAGCAAGAGAAUCUUACAACCAGGGGCUGAAGAAGUGCCCACACUCCAUCCCACUGUGGCUGUUGCUUUCUAGACUGGAGGAAAAGGUGGGGCAGCUGACCAGGGCUCGAGCCAUCCUUGAAAAAAGUCGUCUGAAGAACCCAAAGACCGCUGAGCUAUGGUUGGAGUCAGUACGUCUAGAGUUCCGAGCUGGGCUGAAGAAUAUUGCAAAUACCCUGAUGGCAAAGGCUCUGCAGGAGUGUCCUAAUUCAGGAAUCUUGUGGGCAGAAGCCAUAUUCCUAGAAGCCAGACCUCAGAGAAAAACAAAGAGUGUUGAUGCCCUCAAGAAGUGUGAACAUGACCCCCAUGUUCUAUUGGCAGUAGCCAAGCUUUUCUGGAGUGAGCGUAAGAUCUCCAAAGCACGGGAUUGGUUUCACCGCACAGUGAAGAUAGACUCUGACCUUGGAGAUGCCUGGGCAACUUUCUAUAAGUUUGAGCUGCAGCAUGGUACAGAGGAGCAGCAGGAGGAAAUCCAUAAACGCUGUGAAAAUGCAGAGCCACGUCAUGGCGAACUUUGGUGUGCGGUAUCGAAAGACAUUAAGAACUGGCAGAACAAAAUAGGAGAAAUUCUCAUCUUGGUGGCUUCCAAAAUAAAGAACGCAUUCUGA